Eriocheir sinensis (Chinese mitten crab) is the source of this 1986-nucleotide messenger RNA. RefSeq names its product mucin-2-like. The record is from RefSeq and is a predicted model, not a curated record. The transcript is spliced from 5 exons. Lineage: Eukaryota; Metazoa; Arthropoda; Malacostraca; Decapoda; Varunidae. Bases 247 to 1986 code for a protein of 579 amino acids.
GAUAUAGGAACCUCUCUCAUUUGUCCUUCUUCCUCCUCUUCUUCUUCCUCCUCCUCCUCCUCUUCUUCCUUCUCUUCCUCAUUGUCUUCCUUACCCUCAUCCUUACCAUCCUCCUCCUCCUCCCCUUCCUUUUCUUCCUCCUCGUCUUCCUCCUCCUUCUCUUCCUCCUCUUCCUUUCGUCUUCGUUUUCCAAGAGAGGCACGCAGCACAUCCUCCUCCUCAUCCUACAGAAGAUCCUACCCCUCAAUGUCCUACAGGAAGGGGAUGCCUCGAGCUGCCAGGUACUCCUCCUACACCCGCAGAUACACCCCAUCCUACAGGAGGAGGUACGCGGCUAGGAUGUCAAUGCCCAAGUCGAGUCCUUCUAAGGGAAUGUUCACCAGGAUGUCCUACUCCCCUCGAAGGUCCUACUCGAGGACUCGUAGGAAUAUCUUCUCAUCCUUAAUGCCUUUUUCGCCACGAAGACGUGUUUUCACUAGGCCUAUUGCUACUACUGCUGCUACUACUACUACUACUCCUACUACUGCUGCUGCUACUACUACUACUACUACUAAUACACAGGACAUCCCCCCUCCACGUUUCAAUCUUGCUACCACUACUACUACUACUACUACUACUACUCCUACUACUACUCCUACUACUAAUACUCCUACUACUACUACUACUCCUACUACCACUACUACUACGCCUACUACUACGACUACUACCACAACACCUAAUACUACUACCACUACUACAACUCCGACUACUACUACUACUUCUACUACUACCCCAACUACUACUUCUACCACUACUACUACUCCAACUACUACUACUACUAAGCCUACUACUACUACUACUACUACGCCUACUACUACUACUACUACUACCACCACCCCAACGACUACCAAUACUACUACUAAUACUACUACCCAUACCACAACCACACCUACUACUACUACUUCUACUACCACCACGACACCCACCACCACAACCACACCUACUACUACCACUACUACUACCCCUACCACUACGACCCCAUACUACCAGACAACCACCACCACUCCGUAUGGUUCAGAAUGGGGGAUCCUUGACCAGCAUUACUUUCUCUCAACCACCACUACCACAAUCGCUACCACCACCCCCAGUCAACCACGCAGCCACUCACCACAACCUACCACAACCCUGGGCUCGUUUUCCGCUAUUCUCAACCAGUUUUUCACCGUGUCAACCACUAUUCCUACCACUGCAACUUCUGCUACCACUACUACUUCUACUACUACGACUCCCACCACCACUACUACUGCAACAACUCCCACCACUACUACUACUACUACUACUACUACUCCUUCUACUACUACGGAAGCUUGUGAGAUCGUGAGAACGCUGUAUGAACCAACGAAGUGCGAUGUUCAUACAAGUGGAGUGAACGCAACAGAGAAAAAAAUCAUCCUGGACGCACACAACCGCCUGCGAGCAUGGGUGGCGGCGGGGAACGAGACGCGAGGCAAUCCAGGCAGCCAACCACCAGCCUCUGACAUGACCCAGCUGACGUGGAAUGACCAACUGGCUCAGGUGGCCCAGGACUGGGCAGACCGAUGUCAGUUCAUUCACGACCAGUACAAGGACCGAAGAAUCUGCUCCCGAGACUACGAAGUGGGCCAGAACCUUUACUAUAAGUGGGAGGGGAAGAAAGUGUCGGACUGGAAGCUGGCGGUGGAGUCUUGGUAUGAUGAGGUCGAUGUGUUCUCUGCUGGACGGGUGGACUCGUUCGAACCCGGCACCGAAGUAAUCAGCCAUUACACUCAGGUGGUGUGGGCGUCGACGCGGGAGGUCGGCUGCGGCGCCACGUACUUCGUGCCCUUCAUGUUCGGCGUGAGUCGCCUCUACGUGUGUAACUACGGCCCGCGCGGGAACCAGGUGGGCGGCGCCGUGUACAGCAGGGGCCCAGCGGGGACGGGGUGCGGUGAAGCGGUGACCAGCGACGGCCUGUGUGUGUGGGGCUGA